UGAGUUCAAAUUUCAGGUAAUGCGCUCUACUGUAUCGGAGCCCCUUACCUUUAAGGAUAAUUGUGACAUCAUUAUCCAGAUAACGUGUUAUUCUUCACGCUGAUUGGACGAUGAGUGGGGUUCAGAAAAAUCUAAUUUAUUCAGGUAAGGUUAUUCGCAGGAUCGCAAAACUACACAGUGACUGAGGCUCUGAAUCGUAGCACAGAUAAUCCUCUUCGCCUCUUGUUUGUUAGUCAAGGCAAUGACCUCCACCGGCCAGCCGGAGACAACAGUUGGAGACAUGCCGCAGGUGAGAAUUUUAGCAUGCCCGGAGGUUCCUCCCCUCUUUCUGCCUCACUAUACUGACACAGAGUCAGCCUUCAACCCUCCCCACUGCUCCUACCACAGCCUGGGACACUGUCUGCGCACCAACAUCUUUCCAGGAGCUCCUCUGGUGUGGAAGUCCUUGGUAAAAGACUCCUACAUCGUUCACCCCUUGCCCGCCCCUCCUACAGACCCCCAGCGUUGGUACGGCCGCAAGACUGAUGACAUGGUGAAAUGGACAGAAAGAAACAUUGUGAACCAGAAGUUGAACAAGGCGCUAAAGGCAAUGGAGAACAAAGGGUCUAAAUGAAGCCAUGGUGCAGUGGCCAUUUCACACCCUCACCGCAGCGCCCAUGCACCUUCCACAUCAUUUCCACCUCUUUUUACACAUAUAUCUAUAUGCAAGCCCUUACAAACCCUUUCUGGUACACUUGGUCACGUAUGCAUGCACACACAUGCACACACACACAACCAUUGCCACAAACUCUCAAAACGUACAAAAAUAACCCACGCAAAAACAACAAUUUGUAUGUAGACACAAGUUCAUGAUCUCUUUGGCCGCAAUAAAAGCAGAACAGCAUCCUUCACCUUA
This is a messenger RNA of Salvelinus fontinalis (brook trout), 895 nucleotides long. It is a transcript of the gene cimip4, whose product is annotated as testis-expressed protein 33. The record is from RefSeq and is a predicted model, not a curated record. NCBI's taxonomy places the organism in Eukaryota, Metazoa, Chordata, Actinopteri, Salmoniformes, Salmonidae. Bases 242 to 613 code for a protein of 123 amino acids. The transcript is spliced from 5 exons.